ACAAUGGUGUGCUCUUGAUAAGCCCGGACGUCUCUGAAUACUCCAGUUCAUUAUUGAAUACUGUUUAGGGUCCACUUGUCCAGUAACAAAAUUGUAAUAAAAUCGGAUGCUCUCGGAGGUACCUCAAUCCAUUCCCAUUCCUUUCCAGGAAACCAUACAGACAAAUCCUCUGAAAACUUGCGGUCGCGUUAGGCUACCUGUUGAGGAGUAUUUCCGACUGCGUCACCUAACACUAACUUCGCAUUUCGCCAGUACAGUACUUCAAUGUUCAAUUUACCUACUCGUAUCUGAAAGCUGGAGUCCUGACACAAUUGGUGAUGUGCAAAGAAUUCUGGGAUAGGCUAUGAGGAUGUUUCAGAGGGUUCUUGUGUGUCUGGAUUCAUCGUAGUUGUGGAUAUGGCGGGAUGAUGACGGAACCUCCUGGAAUGGAGGUGAAGGCUGGUAUCUGUUUUGGAGGGAAGUUGCGUCUCUGAGGUUUGAAGAUUGGGGGUUGAAGAUUUGGGUUUUAGUGAUAAGCAGACUGGGCUUAGCGAUGGUGGCGGAUGGAUCCGGCAAGCAGCGGGCGCGCCCGGAGUGGUUGCAGCAGUAUGAUUUAGUUGGGAAGAUUGGAGAAGGAACGUACGGGCUGGUGUAUCUUGCGAAGAGCAAAGAGCCUGCGCACAGCAGGGGCACUAAAAUUGCGAUCAAGAAGUUCAAGCAGUCAAAGGAGGGCGAUGGCGUUUCCCCGACAGCAAUCCGGGAGAUUAUGUUGCUGCGAGAGUGUAUACAUGAAAACAUUGUGAAGCUCGUGAAUGUUCACAUCAACCAUGGUGACAUGUCGUUGUACCUUGCGUUCGAUUACGCUGAGCACGAUCUCUACGAGAUUAUUCGACAUCAUCGGGAGAAGAUAAACUGCAGUAUCAACGCGUACACGGUGAAGUCUUUGCUUUGGCAGAUUCUCAAUGGCUUGAACUACCUUCAUAGCAAUUGGAUUAUUCACCGUGAUUUGAAACCCUCCAACAUCCUGGUGAUGGGAGAAGGCGAUGAGCAAGGAUUAGUAAAAAUCGGGGACUUUGGCUUGGCUCGAAUCUUUCAGGCGCCUUUGCGGUCCUUGAGUGAAAAUGGUGUGGUGGUUACCAUUUGGUACAGGGCUCCAGAGCUUCUACUUGGAAGUAGGCAUUAUACAAGCGCUGUCGAUAUGUGGGCAGUUGGGUGUAUCUUUGCGGAGCUUCUUACUCUUAAACCCCUUUUUCAGGGAAUAGAGGACAAAAGCAGUCCCAAUCCGUUCCAGUUGGAUCAGUUGGACAAAAUCUUUAAAGUCCUUGGCAACCCUACUGCGGAUAAGUGGCCGACACUUCUCACUCUACCACAUUGGGCGAGUAACCGUCAAAAUAUCCAGACUCGAAAGUAUGAUAACCCAGGCCUCUACAGUAUUGUACAGUUGCCACCGAAGAGUCCAGGGUUUGAUUUGUUGUCGAAGAUGCUGGAGUACGAUCCCAUCAAACGGAUCACGGCAUCGCAAGCCUUAGAGCACGAUUAUUUUCGAAAUGAUCCUAUUCCAGGCCGUAAUUCUCUUGUUCCACCCAAUGCGGCGGACAAGGUAGUGCCGUAUCCUCAACGCCCCGUGGAUUACUCAACAGACUUCGAUGGAACAACUGCCCCACCUCCUCCACAGAUGCCUAACCCCUCAAGUAUGUCGGGGGGCUCGAACCAACUGCACCAGUCUAUGAAUGUUAACAUGCAGCAGCAACAACACAAAGUUCAAAACUCAAACAACAUGGUUGUUAAUCCACCAGUGGGAAUGCACGGACUGAACUCUAGCGCAGGUAUUUAUACGCAGAGAGGUAAUCCAGCUGUGCUGCUGCAGCAGCAACAGCAACAAGGUCUCAGAAGGAAAGAGCAGUCAAACGUUAGUUACCCUGGCCAUUACCAGCCUCCAAAUAAGUCUAGGCGAAUUUGAAGCAAGUGCAAACUUUGUUACCUUCGCUUUAAUCACAGGUGAAAAUCAUUUAUCUCUUGAUUAGCAGUUUCUGUCUCAAGUCUAAUGAGGUUCUGUGCAUACACGCACUUACAAGAGAUGCCCAAGGUUGUGAUCAGCUGCUGCCAUACAAAUUGAUUGAAGAAUUAUGAUAUCCUUGUCACUCUAGUGACAGAUCUA
Messenger RNA from Physcomitrium patens, 2137 nucleotides. RefSeq names its product cyclin-dependent kinase E-1. Lineage: Eukaryota; Viridiplantae; Streptophyta; Bryopsida; Funariales; Funariaceae. Gene Ontology annotation, molecular function: protein serine/threonine kinase activity; ATP binding. Gene Ontology annotation, cellular component: mediator complex; nucleus. Gene Ontology annotation, biological process: protein phosphorylation. The record is from RefSeq and is a predicted model, not a curated record.